This is a messenger RNA of Vitis riparia (riverbank grape), 1662 nucleotides long. RefSeq names its product putative disease resistance protein RGA3. The transcript is spliced from 3 exons. NCBI's taxonomy places the organism in Eukaryota, Viridiplantae, Streptophyta, Magnoliopsida, Vitales, Vitaceae. Bases 344 to 1456 code for a protein of 370 amino acids. The record is from RefSeq and is a predicted model, not a curated record.
UGAUCAUCUCAUUUAUCUUGUUUAGCAUUGCAGUGAGCAGUCAUCAACAACUUCAACACCAUGGCUGAAUCGUUUUUGUUUAGCAUCGCAGACAACGUUCUGGGGAAGAUAGGCUCUGUCACUCUCCAAGAAAUUGGCUUAGCAUGGGGCGUCAAGACUGAACUGCAAAAGCUGGAAGCCACCUUAACCGCUAUCAAAUCCAUCCUCCUGGAUGCUGAGGAGAAGCAGUGGAAGGAUCGACAGCUACGUGAUUGGUUGGGAAAGCUCAAACAUGUGUGCUAUGAUGUGGAAGAUGUGCUCGAUGAAUUUCGGUACCAAGCUUUGCAGCGCCAAGUGGUGAGUCAUGGCAGCCUUAAAACAAAGGUGGAGCGCACAAGGGCUCAUUGAACCAUCCAAAAAGAAGCAAGAGUUGGACGACAUCGGAAACAGAUAUAUUAAAGAAAUGUUAUCGAGAUCCUUCUUUCAAGACUUUGAAGAUCGUCAUUAUUAUUUUACAUUUAAAAUGCAUGAUCUGAUGCAUGAUCUUGCAUCAUUCAUAUCACAAACUGAGUGCACUGUCAUAGAUUGUGUAAGCCAAACUGUCUCUAGAAUGGUUCGCCAUGUGUCAUUUAGUUAUGAUUUGGAUGAGAAAGAAAUCUUAAGAGUUGUUGGUGAGCUUAACGACAUUCGUACAAUUUAUUUCCCCUUUGUAUGGGAGACAUCACGUGGUGAACCAUUUCUUAAAGCUUGCAUCUCAAAGUUCAAAUGCAUUAAGACGCUAGAUUUAUCGGGUUCAAACUUUGACACAUUGCCAAAUUCUAUCAGUAAUCUAAAGCAUCUCAAACUUCUCAACCUCAUGUGGAAUAAGAAGAUAAAGAAACUUCCAAAUUCAGUAUGCAAGUUGUUUCAUCUGCAAACGUUGUUGCUUCAAGGAUGUGAGGGAUUCGAGAAUCUGCCCAAGGAGUUUGGGAACCUCAUCAGUUUGAGGCAAUUAGGGAUCACCAUGAAACAGAGGGCUUUGAUAGGGAUAGGACGCCUGGAAUCUCUUCGUAUUUUAAGGAUUUUCAAAUGUGAAAAUCUAGAAUUUCUGCUUCAAGGGACGCAAAGCCUCACUGCCCUUCGGUCAUUGGUUAUUGACGGUUGUAGGAGUUUGCAGAUUUUGGCACCUAGCAUGAAACAACUGCCCUCGUUAGAGCGUCUCGUGAUUUUCGAUUGCGAAAGGCUUAAUUCACUGGAUGGAAAUGGGGAAGACCACGUUCCAAGGCUCGGGAAUCUACGAGUUUUGUUGCUUGGAAAAUUACCAAAGUUGGAGGCAUUGCCAGAGUGGAUGCGCAACCUCACAUCCCUUGACAGACUUGUGAUUGAAGAAUGCCCUCAAUUGGCUGAAAGAUGCAAGAAAACAACAGGGGAAGAUUGGCAUAAAAUCUCUCAUGUCUCAAAGAUAUAUAUUGAUGGCAUCAAAACACCAGAAAAUUAAGCAAGGAGAUCCACUCAGAGUGAUGAUGAAGCCUAACAUGGAUUUGAGCAAGACACAUUCUUUUUUCCUUUUCUUCUUUUUGCCUUUCAAGUAAAAGCAGUUUAUUCAUUUAUGUAAUUUCAUCAAUUGGGGGAGUGUUAUUGAACAAAAGUCUGGAAUCUAUUUAUUUUCCGUAAAUAUAAAGGUUAAGCCACUUCUCUUCAAUA